This is a messenger RNA of Dovyalis caffra, 294 nucleotides long. Lineage: Eukaryota; Viridiplantae; Streptophyta; Magnoliopsida; Malpighiales; Salicaceae. The record is from the annotation of a GenBank genome assembly.
AUGACUGAAGAAAAUCAACAGAGCAAGUCCCCUGAAGAAACACCAGCUGAAGCAAUACCAACCUUGCCAAGAAUGUACGGGAUGGAACCAAAUCCUGCUGCAAAAACAACAUGGCCCGAGUUAGUUGGGCUAACAGCGGAAGAAGCUGAAAGAAGGAUCAAGGAGGAGAAACAAGGUGCUCAAAUUCAAGUUGUUCAACCUGAUUGCCUUGUUACCAUGGAUUUUCGACAGAAUAGAGUAAGGUUACAUAUUGACUCGUUGGGUAAAAUUGAGAGAGCUCCUAGAACUGGCUAA